AUGGGUCAAAGUGUAGUAUUUAGGAGGCGACUGUCUUACAACACCAAAAGUAACAGGAGGCAUAUGGUACGUACUCCUGGUGGACGGUUAGUAUAUCAAUACUUAAAGAAGCCAAAGCGUGUACCCAAGUGCGGUAACUGUAAAAUCAAGUUACAUGGUAUCAAGCCUGCUAGGGCCAUUGAGAAGAGUCGUAUGUGCAAGCGCAAGAAGACAGUUAAACGAGCAUACGGAGGAGUUUUAUGUCAUAGCUGUGUCCGUGAAAAGAUCCUCAGAGCGUUUUUGGUUGAAGAACAGAAAAUUGUUGUUAAAGUUUUACGAUCCCAGAAGAGUUCAACUAAAAACAAGUUGAAAACUAAAUGA
This is a messenger RNA of Macrosiphum euphorbiae (potato aphid), 360 nucleotides long. The record is from the annotation of a GenBank genome assembly. NCBI's taxonomy places the organism in Eukaryota, Metazoa, Arthropoda, Insecta, Hemiptera, Aphididae.